Messenger RNA from Carlito syrichta (Philippine tarsier), 963 nucleotides. RefSeq names its product olfactory receptor 4K5-like. The record is from RefSeq and is a predicted model, not a curated record. Gene Ontology annotation, molecular function: olfactory receptor activity; G protein-coupled receptor activity. Gene Ontology annotation, biological process: G protein-coupled receptor signaling pathway. NCBI's taxonomy places the organism in Eukaryota, Metazoa, Chordata, Mammalia, Primates, Tarsiidae. Gene Ontology annotation, cellular component: membrane.
AUGGAUAAGGUCAAUUCUUCAGUGGUGUCUGAGUUUAUAUUGCUGGGACUCUCUAGUUCUCAGGAACUCCAACUUUUCUUGUUUUAUUUGGUGUUGUAUGUGGUGAUUGUGCUCGGAAAUCUUCUCAUUAUCAUCACAGUGACUUCUGAUAUCAGCCUGUACUCCCCCAUGUACUUCCUCUUGGGAAACCUUUCCUUUGUUGACAUGUGUCAGGCUUCUUUUGCUACCCCUAAGACGAUAACAGAUUUUCUGAGUGAACACAAGACCAUAUCCUUCAGUGGCUGCAUAGCCCAAAUUUUCUUCAUUCAUUUUUUUACUGGAGGGGAGACGGUGCUACUUGUUUCCACGGCCUAUGACGGAUAUGUAGCCAUAUGCAAACCUUUACACUAUGUGAUUAUCAUGAGCCGAAGGACAUGUACUGUCUUGGUAAUAACCGCCUGGGCGGUGGGCUUGGUGCACACAUUAAGCCAGUUAUCAUUUACCGUGAACCUACCCUUUUGUGGACCUAAUGUAGUAGAUAGCUUUUUUGGUGACCUUCCUCGAGUGGCUAAACUGGUUUGCCUGGAUUCUUACAUCAUUGAAAUACUCAUUGUGGCCAAUAGUGGGAUUCUUUCCCUAAGCACUUUCUCUUUCUUGGUCAGUUCUUACAUCAUUAUUCUUGUCAUGGUCUGGCUCAAGUCUUCGGCUGCAAUGACCAAAGCAUUUUCUACACUGGCUGCUCAUGUCAUGGUAGUAAUAUUAUUCUUUGGACCUUGCAUCUUAAUCUAUGUGUGGCCCUUUACCACCUAUCCUGUGGAUAAAGUUCUUGCCAUAUUUUACACCGUUUUCACUCCCAUUCUAAACCCCAUUAUUUACACACUAAGGAACAGGGAUAUGAAAGCUGCCAUGAGAAAAAUUGUGACCCGUUACCUGAGGCCAAACAGAAUUUUUGAAAUGCCACUAAUAGUGAGUACUCUUUAUUAA